AUCUCCAUGUGAAAGAUUGCUCUUUUUAUGCAUCAUUAUACACAAAACCUGCUUUAUUCAAAAAUAAUACUACAAAAGACAAUGAAAAUGGCGAUUCUAAUACAAUAAAAAAUAAUGAGAUUGAUAUGGAUAAGGAAUUUAGAAAAGAUAAAAUUUUAUAUCAACUUUGUAUUAUUAAAAUUGAUUAUGUUAGUGAACAGGAAGUAGACUUUGAUGCAUUUGAUAAGUUUGCCGAACAAUACAAAGCCGCAAAAUCACGAUCAAUUGGUUGUGUAACUACUUUUCUUUAUGAUCAUAGAUAUAACCUAGAUCCCUUGAUAAAGAGAAUGAUCAACAAGAAAUUCCCAAAUGAAAACCGAUUAUUUUCAGAUAAAGAUAUUUUAAAAUUUCGGAUACAACUUAUUGACUGGAACAACAAAGCUUAUUCAUUUAAUUUUGAAGAAAAUUGGAAUGAUUAUUUAGUUAAGGAUCCUGUUUAUUUCUGGAAUAAUUUUACCAAUGAAGUUCCAGAAUUAGCAAUAUUUGCAGCAUGGCUUAUGUCAAUACUACCUACAUCUGCUAAUAGUGAAUAA
Messenger RNA from Dentiscutata heterogama, 572 nucleotides. The record is from the annotation of a GenBank genome assembly. NCBI's taxonomy places the organism in Eukaryota, Fungi, Glomeromycota, Glomeromycetes, Diversisporales, Gigasporaceae.